This is a messenger RNA of Morus notabilis, 1357 nucleotides long. Its product is annotated as vestitone reductase. Gene Ontology annotation, molecular function: oxidoreductase activity, acting on the CH-OH group of donors, NAD or NADP as acceptor. NCBI's taxonomy places the organism in Eukaryota, Viridiplantae, Streptophyta, Magnoliopsida, Rosales, Moraceae. The coding region runs from base 149 to 1147 and encodes 332 amino acids. The transcript has 4 exons. The record is from RefSeq and is a predicted model, not a curated record.
CUUUCACCCAAAGUAAACAGAGGGAAACCAUUAACGCAUUUGGACCUCAAUAUUAUUAUCUUUAAAAACUGUUCAUCAUCUUUCAAGGAUAUUUCACUACUCAAAAUCCCAAUUUUCAUUCAUUUACUUUAAAAUUAUUAUAGAGAGGAUGGAGAGUGAGAAAGGCACAGUAUGUGUAACAGGUGGUACGGGAUACAUAGGAUCUUGGUUGAUAUUGAGACUUCUUGAUCAUGGUUACUCUGUCAGAACCACUAUUAGAUCUAAUUCAGAGCACAAGAAAGACCUUGGCUUUCUCACGAGUCUACCGGGAGCAUCAGAAAAGCUCAAGAUCUUCGAUGCAGAUCUCAACGACCCAGAAAGUUUCCGCGCAGCCAUCGAAGGGUGCAUCGGAGUCUUUCACGUCGCCACUCCGGUUGAUUUCUUUGGCAAAGACACGGAGGAAGUAGUGAUCAAAAGAUCAUCUGAGGGAGCAACUGGGAUCUUAAAGGCAUGCCUAGAAAAUUCUAAAACGGUGAAGAAACUUGUCUACACUUCAAGUGCCUCUGCUGUUGGCUUAAAUGGCAAUAAUUCAGAUGAACUGGAUGAGAGUGUUUGGAGUGAUAUAGAUUAUGUUAAAUCUUUAAGAUCACCCGGACUUUCCUAUGCGAUUUCCAAGACCUUAACUGAAAGAGCAGUUCUUGAAUUUUCAGAAAAACAUGGUUUUGAGGUUGUCACAUUAGUUCCUUCUAUUGUUGUUGGCCCCUUCAUCUGUCCUAAGUUCGCGGGAUCUGUCCAAUUCACACUGGGAUUGCUCUCUGGUAAGAUGAAGAACGUCGAAUCAAGUUCUCUUGCGAGUAUAGAUAUGGUGCAUGUAGAUGAUGUUGCGCGAGCCCACAUUUUCCUAUUUGAACAUCCUGAGGCAAAAGGGAGGUACAAUUGUUCAUCAAACGCCAUAACAGUUGAAAGUGCAUCUCAUUUGCUUUGUUCCAAGUAUCCGGAACUUCAAGCACACAGAAAAGAUUCUGAGAAGGAUCAAACCAAAAGCUUGAAGCUACUGCCAAGUCUCUCAUCGAAGAAGCUCCUAGAUUUAGGUUUCAAAUUCAAGUAUGGUGUUGAAGAAAUGCUUGAUGAUGCUGUUAAAUGUUCUAAAGAAAAGGGUUAUCUGUAGUUUUUUUUUUUUUUUUUUUAUUAAAAAAACAAAAAAAAAAAAAAAAAAAAAAAAAAAAAAAAAACACUUUCAGGGACUUGUGGUUUCUUUAGACGAUGGCUACUUCUCCUCUGUGUCUGAAACUUCUUACCAUGUAUAUUCAACAUUAUGCACCCCCUCAAGAGGCAAUAAAGUACUGUAAGAUAUCUUUAAAAAUAUAAUUUGUUAGCU